UCGGGGCUGAUUGGUUGGGGUAGGUGGUCGUCAUGGUGACUGCGGCCUGGUGGACUGUCUGGAGCCUGGGGAGCGAAUGGAGCUAGAAGACCAGGGAAAGUCGUCUCUUCCCGGGGAGCUGGGCUCCGGGGUGCCCGAGCUGCUGAAAGCUUUAUGGGAAGAGCCCGAGAAACCAAGGCGGAGUCCGGGAGGCUGUGUGAGAUCCCACCGGCAGCACCGCUACAGGCUGUGCCCACUGGCCAGGGAGAGCUAUGCUCUUCGGAAGUUACGAGAAGCAGCAAAUGGAAAUGAUCUAGACACAGUUCAGCACCUGCUAGAUGACGGAGCGGAUCCCUGUGCAGCUGAUGACAAGGGCCGUACAGCUCUGCACUUCGCAUCCUGCAAUGGAAACGACAAAAUUGUGCACUUACUCUUGGACCAUGGUGCUGAUCCAAAUCAGAGAGAUGGGCUAGGGAACACCCCAUUGCACUUGGCUGCUUGCACCAGUCAUGUUCCUGUCAUUACAACCCUUUUACGGGGAGGUGCCAGAGUGGAUGCUUUAGACCGUGCAGGCCGUACCCCUCUUCAUUUAGCUAAGUCAAAGUUGAACAUAUUACAAGAUGGAAAAUCACAGACUCUGGAAUCUCUGCGACUAGAGGUGAAACAGAUUAUCCAGAUGUUACGGGAAUACCUGGAAAGGCUGGGCCAGCAGGAACAGACAGAGCAGCUCGAUCAGAUCUGUUCCAGACUACAGAGGACGAGCACCAAGGAGCAGGUGGAUGAGGUGACGGAGUUACUGGCUAGCUUCACAUCUCUCAGUCUGCAGAUGCAGAACAUGGAGAACAGGUAGUCAGACGUGCAGGCUUCAUCAUCAGGAGUGCUGAAUGUGUCAUUCUUGGUAUGUUGUAAACCUGUCGGCUGUCGUAAGAGUCUUGCCAUCCUGCACUUUGAUGGCUACCAUGCAGAAAGCUCAGAAGUUUUGCCUUCUAGGUAAUUUGAUGUCUGCAUACUUUAUUUUGCCUAAUGUACACUCAACAUUCAAUUCCAGCUUAAUGCCUGUUUUAAUAGCUGCAUGCAUUCCCAAUGUAAUAACAAUCCCAGAGUAGUAUCAUUGUGUCUCUAUGUUGUCCAGUUGCUUUAUUAUUUCAACUAGAAGUUAUGAAGGAUUUGCUAGCAGUCU
This is a messenger RNA of Bufo gargarizans (Asiatic toad), 1159 nucleotides long. RefSeq names its product ankyrin repeat domain 54 (gene ANKRD54). The transcript has 8 exons. The record is from RefSeq and is a predicted model, not a curated record. NCBI's taxonomy places the organism in Eukaryota, Metazoa, Chordata, Amphibia, Anura, Bufonidae. Gene Ontology annotation, molecular function: protein binding. Bases 77 to 829 code for a protein of 250 amino acids.